Molecule: messenger RNA, 745 nt
Organism: Closterium sp. NIES-67
Lineage: Eukaryota; Viridiplantae; Streptophyta; Zygnematophyceae; Desmidiales; Closteriaceae
Source: the annotation of a GenBank genome assembly
CGCCCUUCUCAGGUGCACAGCGAGUCCCGCCGUGCCAAGGGCAAUCCCUCCACAGACGUGGCCCCUCUCCCCCCCACACCCUACACCCCGCCCCCCUCGCCCUCGCUGCGUCUGCUGCUGGGGUCAGUGCGCCUGCUGCACCUGCCCCACCCCGGGGCGUCCGGACUCGCCCUGGACCGCGGGUACGAGAGUGAGGAGGAGCUGCGCCUUGUGGAGUCGCCCUCCGACCUCCUCGCCCACAUGAUCGCCCAGCUAGGGGGCAGGGGACUGCAGGAGCCGGCGGUGCUGCUGGUAACGGUGCUGGUAAUGGUGGGGGAAUUGGGAAGGGUGCGGCGGGGAGUGGUGGGCGAGUGGCAAGGGGCGGGUGUUUGGGCACCGGGACACGUACAAGAGCUCGGGGUACCAGCUGCUGGCUGACGUGUGGAGCAGGCAGGCCGCCAGCAAUGCUCACUCGCAGUCUGGCCACACAUAGCCGCCGCAAUGUGCAUGUGAUGUGAGAGACAGCUCAAGCCCUGGCCUCCAGUCAGAUGGCAAACUCAUGCGUAGCUAGGUGCCGUGCAGGAGAGAGUGAGUGAGAAGAGGCGGGGAGAGUGUGACGAGCUGUAGUGAUCUAGUGAGUAGUCUCAUGCCAGAUGGCAUGCUGCAUCAGCAAUCUCUAGGUGGUUGUGCUGCACAGUAUGGCACGAUAGGUGCUGGUUAAGUGCUGUUGUAGUACCAGGUGUCUAGUUUUGUCUGGUUUUGUGUG